Molecule: messenger RNA, 276 nt
Organism: Racocetra fulgida
Lineage: Eukaryota; Fungi; Glomeromycota; Glomeromycetes; Diversisporales; Gigasporaceae
Source: the annotation of a GenBank genome assembly
AAAAUUAUGCAAAAGCACUAGCUUUAAAGUCAAUUAGUAAACCUUAUAAAUAUCGAUUAGAGAAGUCAUGGAUAACUUUUAAGAAUUUUGCUGAAUCUGUAAAGCAGAAGUAUUGUCCAGUAUCUGUACAGCUAGUAAUGGCAUUUAUAGCAUGGAUGGAAUUGUCUAAUUGUUCAUCUGAACUAGCAGAUUGCUUAAGGGCAAUAUCGAAAGUUCAUGUAUUAAAAAAUUUGUUAAGUCCGGUAGAAAAUAAGGCAGUUAAAUGUACAGUUGAAG